This is a messenger RNA of Xenopus laevis (African clawed frog), 3029 nucleotides long. RefSeq names its product nucleosome assembly protein 1like 4 S homeolog (gene nap1l4.S). Gene Ontology annotation, biological process: DNA replication-dependent chromatin assembly; nucleosome assembly. Gene Ontology annotation, cellular component: nucleus. The transcript has 14 exons. The coding region runs from base 235 to 1350 and encodes 371 amino acids. NCBI's taxonomy places the organism in Eukaryota, Metazoa, Chordata, Amphibia, Anura, Pipidae. Gene Ontology annotation, molecular function: cyclin binding; H2A-H2B histone complex chaperone activity; histone binding. The record is from RefSeq and is a predicted model, not a curated record.
GGGAGGAGGAUGGAGGGCUGAGGGCAGAAGACUGAGGUCAGAAGUCUGAGGGCAGAAGGGUGAGGGUGGAGUUCGUAUUACUGACGGCUGAGAAGGGAGGGUAGACGACGGAGGUGUAACUGCAGAUUUGGACGAUGAGUGACAGUAAAAGAAACCGAUGCACCAUUCCGAAGGUAUAGGACAUCGCAUGCAAGACAGUCCUUAGCACUACUGCCCUUUUCCCUGGGAGAACCCAUGGAAGGAAAGAAAAGUACAAGUGAUAAAAAAGAAAAACUGGCAGAUCAGAUCAUGCAGAACCCCCAGGUCUUAGCUGCCCUUCAAGAAAGGCUCGACAGUGUCUCACAGACUCCUUCCAGUUACAUUGAAACGUUACCUAAAGCAGUGAAAAGGAGAAUUAAUGCCUUGAAACAGCUCCAAGCAAAGUGUGCUCAUAUAGAAGCCAAAUUCUACGAGGAGGUCCAUGAACUGGAGAGAAAAUAUGCAGCCCUUUAUCAGCCUCUCUUUGACAAGAGAACACUCAUUGUCACUGGGGAAGUGGAGCCUUCAGACACUGAAUGUGAGUGGCAUAGUGAUGCUGAGGAAGAGGACAAACUAUCCGCAGAUUUGCAAAAGAAAGCGACCUUAUCAGAAAAAGAAGCAUCAGAUGUGGAUAAAUCCAAGGGGAUCCCUGACUUCUGGCUAACCAUCUUUAGGAACGUAGAUAUGAUAAAUAUUUUGCUACAGGAAUACGAUGAGCCGAUAUUAAAGCACUUGCAAGACAUUAAAGUACAAUUCUCUGGCCCCAGUCAACAAAUGUCUUUUACAUUAGAGUUUCAUUUUGGGCCUAACGAAUAUUUUACUAACUCUGUGCUGACGAAAACCUACAAGAUGAAGUCAGAACCCGACUCAGCAGACCCAUUCUCGUUUGAAGGUCCUGAAAUCGUUGAUUGCGAGGGCUGCACCAUUGACUGGAAAAAGGGCAAGAAUGUUACUGUGAAAACCAUCAAGAAAAAGCAGAAGCACAAGGGGCGUGGGACAGUUCGGACUAUAACCAAACAUGUGCCAAACGAUUCCUUCUUUAACUUCUUUAGCCCUGUGAAAGUGUCUGGGGACAGCGAAGAAAUGGAUGAAGAUACAGAAAAUUCUUUAGCCGCUGAUUUUGAACUUGGACACUUCUUCCGGGAAAGGGUGGUCCCCCGAGCUGUUCUGUAUUUCACGGGUGAAGCUAUUGAAGAUGAAGAUAGCUUUGAAGAGGGAGAGGAAGGAGAAGAGGAGGAAAUGGAAGGUGAAGAGGAGGGAGAGGAUGAAGAGGAGGAGUCUGGAAAUAAUAAGAAAGAACCGCCCCAGCCUGCUGAAUGCAAACAGCAAUGAUGCAAGAACCUUGAAUGUGUGGGCCUGAUGGAAAAGAGGAGGUCUCUUUCCAAUUCUUUACCUAAAGUGCUGCUGAGCGUGGUACAGACACAAGUGUGCCCUCCCAGUUGUACCCCAACACUCCGCAUUAGUGCCAAGCUGGAUGGGCCUGGCAAUCUCUGCAUUAGGAACAGGCAGCCUUGGGCAUAUGAGUUGUGAGAGUUGUAGUUUUGCAUGAGCUUGCCUGCCCAAGGUCCCCUCUCCCUGGUGUCCCAAACAGAAGCCAGCUCCUCUAGCAGGCAGAACCCCCUUGCAUGGUGUUGUUAUGGCAACUUUCAGUUGGUAAGGCUCAAGAUGUUUUGUUUUUGCUUCACUUUUAGCUUUGUUUAAAAAAUAAUGUUAACUAAGAACUGUUUGAAAAGGCAAGUUAUAUGUAAGCACAGUCUGGCCUAAUUUUACUUAUAUUUAUGGUUUUCUCUUCAUUUAGAAUGUUCUUUCUGCCCUAAAAUUUCCACUCAAUAUGUGCCUACCAGAAGGGACAAUAUACCCACGUGGAAGCAAAUACACACAGUUCAUUAAAGGGGCGACUCUUAACCUGUAUUCAACAUGAGCCAAAUAAAUGCCACUUGUGUUGAAGAUUUAUAAUGCCAAAAAUAUAUCUAAAUUUUCCUAUUUUCUUUCUAAUAUAAAGCACUUCUUAAAAUGUGUAUUGUUUCCCCCUAAACUAGCUCCUCUUACCUUGCAAUAUAUUCAACUGAAGAUAAUGAGCUCUUUUAAAAACAAACCCUUAACCUACAUUUUUUUUGAUAGGCUUUGAGAUUAGGAGCGGCUCAUUAUACCUAGGGGGUAUUCACAAAAGUGGAGGAAGCAUUUUUUGGUGUUAAAAGCAGUGUAAAGACAAUCUCCUUAUACACAUACAGAAAUCCGCCAAAAUACUGACUUUUUAUGGGGUUUUUUUUUUAUAAAACAACAUUUUAACACCUAAAAGUGGGUUAACUGGAGACUGAAGGAAACAAUGCAGAGCUCACACAGGGGGAAGAGUUACACUGAAUGUUACUUCAUUUAAAAAAUGUUGGGAGAAAAUGUCAUUAAAAAUUACAUUUUCUUCUCAGUUUUGCAGUUAACAAACAAAUUCACAAAAGUGUCUGUAACUGUUCCUAAUUACACCAGAAUAUAAAAAGUGUUGGUUGAAUCGUUAUUUUGGCAGAUUUGUUUGCCAAUACGGAGAUUAUAUUUACACCAAUUUUAACACCACUUUUACAUCAAAACUCUGCUUCCUCCACUUUUAUAACCCCCCCCCUUUGAGUUGUAUCUGAAUACACUUAAACAAUACACCACAGGUGUCUAUGUUUAAUGACAUCCCAAUAACUUAGGUCCCUCCUACUUGUCACUGAGAAAUAGGGGAUAAACUAAGUUUCAAUCUUUACCCAGAACAAUCAGGGUUUACCACCCCUUUCAUUGUCUGUGAUGCCUGUGCUCUAAAUUAUAAUACAUAUGGUAAUAUUUAUGUGACAAAUUUAAACAAAUUUAAACAAAAAUGCCCAUAUUUAAUUUAUAUAUUAUCCCUUUAAGGCACUGUUUUUUUUCCUUUAAGACUCAUAUUUAUUUUUACAACUGUGCUGAAAUGCUGGGCUAUUUAUUGUCACUGUCCCCACUCUCUUACGUGCACUUAGGGUGUUAAUAAAGAAAUAUCUGGUCAA